AAUCAGUAUGGGCUUCUCAAAUGCUUCGUUGCUGCUACUGUUCGCCAUUGGCGUGUCUGAAAGUAAACCGCAACAAAUCGAUGUUCAGUCUAGAAUCGUUGGUGGUUCAACAGCCCAAGACGGUGAUUUCCCAUACCAGGUAUCACUGCGAAAUCCGGCACAUAAUGCUCACUUUUGUGGUGGUUCGAUCAUAUCACCGAAUUGGAUUUUGACUGCAGCGCACUGUGUGUCAGGUAUGGGACCAUCUUCGAUUUUUGUGGUCGUGGGUACAAAUUCACUUAGUAGUGGGGGUAUUGGGUAUGGUGUUUCUGAGAUUAGGUCGCAUGUAAGUUACAACCCAAUCAACAAUGUUAAUGAUAUUGCCGUACUCCGAAUAAAUGGUGUAAUUAGUUAUGGUCCAAAAGUCCAGAGUGUUGGACUAGCUGCAUUACCUGUACUGGGAGGUACAUCGCUUACUUUGAGCGGUUGGGGACUAACCAGCUACCCUUCGUCUAUUCUACCAAAUGAUUUGCAACAAAUUAGCCUAAAAUCAAUAACUACUGCACAAUGUCAAAAUGCACUACCAGGAUAUCCAGUGUACGAUACAAAUGUUUGCACAUAUGAUGGUGUCGGUCGCGGGUCGUGUCAAGGGGAUUCGGGCGGACCACUGGUGGUUGGAUCACAAGUAGGACCUGUGCAAGUGGGCAUUGUUUCGUGGGGUAUACCAUGUGCAAAGGGUUCUCCAGAUAUUUUCACAAGUGUUGCAUCUUAUCGAACUUGGAUAUUAUUGGUCACGGGAAUAAUACUUUGAUUUCUGAUUCAGUUACAGUAAACUUUUACCAAACCAGAUGGGCAUGGCAACGGUGUUAAGGAAUCUCGCGCCACGUCAUUCACAAUAAUUCAC
Molecule: messenger RNA, 883 nt
Organism: Bradysia coprophila
Lineage: Eukaryota; Metazoa; Arthropoda; Insecta; Diptera; Sciaridae
Product: chymotrypsin-2-like
Biological process (GO): proteolysis
Molecular function (GO): serine-type endopeptidase activity
Source: RefSeq, a predicted model, not a curated record